Messenger RNA from Anisakis simplex (herring worm), 132 nucleotides. Lineage: Eukaryota; Metazoa; Nematoda; Chromadorea; Rhabditida; Anisakidae. The record is from the annotation of a GenBank genome assembly.
AUGGGUUUAGAGAAAGAUGGUGAUAAUAAUACAUUCGCACAACCUCCACCAGAGGAGCGUUUCCGAAAUCAGUUAGAGCAAUUGACAAGUAUGGGUUUCACGAAUCGAGAAGCGAACAUUGAAGGUAAAUAA